Pteronotus mesoamericanus is the source of this 927-nucleotide messenger RNA. RefSeq names its product forkhead box E3 (gene FOXE3). Lineage: Eukaryota; Metazoa; Chordata; Mammalia; Chiroptera; Mormoopidae. The coding region runs from base 10 to 927 and encodes 305 amino acids. The transcript has a single exon. Gene Ontology annotation, biological process: anatomical structure morphogenesis; cell differentiation; regulation of transcription by RNA polymerase II. The record is from RefSeq and is a predicted model, not a curated record. Gene Ontology annotation, molecular function: DNA-binding transcription factor activity, RNA polymerase II-specific; RNA polymerase II cis-regulatory region sequence-specific DNA binding.
CGCAGCGAGAUGGAGCCCCCUGCCGCCUUCUCGGGCUUCCCGGCCCUGCCCUCGGUCGCGCCGUCGGGGCCGCCGCCUUCGCCGCUCGCCGGAGCCGAGCCCGGGCCGGAGCCCGAGGAGGGGGCCGCGGGCCGCGGGGAGCCGGAGCCCGCACCCGGCCCGGGCCGGCGGCGGCGGCGGCCCCUGCAGCGCGGGAAGCCGCCCUACUCAUACAUCGCUCUCAUCGCCAUGGCGCUGGCGCACGCCCCCGGCCGUCGCCUCACUCUGGCCGCCAUCUACCGCUUCAUCACCGAGCGCUUCGCCUUCUACCGCGACAGCCCGCGCAAGUGGCAGAACAGCAUCCGCCACAACCUCACGCUCAACGACUGCUUCGUCAAGGUGCCCCGCGAGCCGGGCAAUCCGGGCAAGGGCAACUACUGGACGCUGGACCCGGCGGCCGCCGACAUGUUCGACAACGGCAGCUUCCUGCGGCGCCGCAAGCGCUUCAAGCGCGCCGAGCCGCCCGCGCCCGCGCCCAACCCUCCGGGGCCCGCCGCCGGCCCGCCGCCCGGCCCCUACGCGCCCUUCCCGGCUGGCCCCGGGCUGCUCGCGCCGCUCCCUGUCGCCCCCGGGCCCGCGCGCCUCUUCAGCGUCGACAGCCUGGUGAGCCUGCCGCCCGAGCUGGCGGGGCUGGGAGCCCCCGAGCCGCCCUGUUGUGCCGCGCUCGACGCCGCCUUCCCAUCCUGCGCGGCCGCCGCCUCCUCGCCUCUCUACGAGCCAGCCCCCGACCGCCUGGGGCUGCCCGCGGCGCGCCCGGGCCCCGGCCCGCUUCCCGCCGAGCCACUGCUGCCGUUUGGGGGGCCGCCAGGCGCGCUCGGCCCGCUCGGCCCGGGGGAGGCCUACCUGAAGCAGCCUGGCUACACGCCCGGAUUGGAGCGCUAUCUGUGA